AUGGGCAAGAAGGUGCCCAAUUUCAAGUAUCGGGCAGGCAGCAGCCUGCCCAAGCAGAUCUGGCUGCCCGCCGCGGAGCCAGCUGACGGCUCGGAUGGCGCCUCCGUCCUGCUGUAUGCGGAUCCGGCGCUUGACAAUCUGCUGCACCUGCACGGGCGCAAGACGAUCACAGCCAAGCAUGGCGCCAACGGCAACCCGGUGGAGGGCAGCGGGGGGCCCAGGAGGCGUGGAAAGCAGGCAGCCCAGCGGACGCAGCCGCUGAGGAUAGGGGUGCCGAUGGGAACGGUGGUGAAGAGAAAAAGGGGCGGCGCACUUCUAGGGGAGCUAACAAACCCCGGAGAAAUCCUGCUGGUGGCCCGCGGCGGCAAGGGCGGCCUCGGGGUCGUGCGGCCGGCCGCGCAGCCGGUAGCCAAGGGCAGGGGAAAAUUCCUGGACGAGGGGGAGGGAGUUGUGGCGGACGAUAAUUGGGCGGAGGACGCGGCAGGGGGAGCCGGGGAGGAAGUCAGCCUGCAGCUGCUGAUGCGCGUGGUCGCUGACAUCGGCAUUGUCGGCCUGCCCAACGCCGGCAAGUCAUCCCUGCUCGCCAUGCUCACCCGGGCAUCCCCCGAGGUGGCUCCAUACCCCUUCACGACGCUGAUGCCCAAUCUGGGAGUCAUGGCAGCUGGGCAGCCUCAGGUGUGUUUCCAUGGCGAGGCCGCGCCUGUUCUGGCGGACCUGCCGGGGUUAAUCGAGGGGGCGCACGCCGGGCGCGGCCUCGGGCGUAAUUUCCUACGGCACCUGCGGCGCACGCGUGGAAUCCUGCACGUGGUCGACGCAUCUGCAGCGGACCCGGCGGCGGAUUAUGAAAUCGUGCGCCAGGAGCUGGCCAUGUACAACCCGCAGUACUGCGGCCGGCCGCACGUGGUGGCGCUCAACAAGAUGGAUCUGUCCGACGCGGCCGAGCUGCACCGCGAAGUCGCGCAGGACAUUCUGGCCGUCGCGCGGCGCAUGCAGGUGAGUCACUGA
Molecule: messenger RNA, 1005 nt
Organism: Coccomyxa subellipsoidea C-169
Lineage: Eukaryota; Viridiplantae; Chlorophyta; Trebouxiophyceae; Coccomyxaceae
Product: GTP-binding protein Obg/CgtA
Exons: 7
Coding region: 1-1005 (334 amino acids)
Cellular component (GO): mitochondrion
Molecular function (GO): GTPase activity; magnesium ion binding; GTP binding
Source: RefSeq, a predicted model, not a curated record